Molecule: messenger RNA, 720 nt
Organism: Symbiodinium sp. CCMP2456
Lineage: Eukaryota; Dinophyceae; Suessiales; Symbiodiniaceae
Source: the annotation of a GenBank genome assembly
AUCUUGAGCGAACUUCCCCCGCACGAGAACAUCAUCCGCUGCUUCGGAUUUUCCAUCGAUGCUCCACAGCGUCCAGGCGGCAGUGGCAUGGUGAAGCUUCUGCUGGAGCUUUGCAGCGGUCAUCUGUUGGACUUCCAGGACUCCAAAGGUGGAAAGUUGUCGCCCAAGGAGAUGAUGGACCCCUUCGUGCAGGUGGCCGAAGCUGUCCGACAUCUGCACGCACAGCGGCCCCCCAUACAGCAUCGUGACCUGAAGGUCGAGAACGUUCUUCAGGGCAGUGACGGGAACUGGAAGCUCUGCGAUUUCGGUUCUUGCAGUACGGCCUGUGUUCCAGGUCACGAGCUUCCGAGGGGCGAGCUCCAACGCCUGCAGGAGGAAAUCGACAAGACCGUGACAAUGCUGUACAGGCCCCCCGAAAUGGCGGACGUACAGCUGAACUACCGGAAGGGCUAUACCAUUACGGAGCAAGUCGACAUUUGGAUGCUGGGCUGCAUCCUGUAUACCCUGGCUUUCUACCGGCAUCCCUUCCAGGAUAAUGCUACACCCAUGGCAAUUUGGAAUGCCAAGUACUUCAUUCCCUCGGAGCACCCAAUGGCCAGGAGCGCGAAACUCUGCGCUCUGAUCCACUGGCUGCUGGCAGCAGACCCAAAGGACCGGCCCUCGGCCCCGCGGGUGCUGGAGGCGGGCGACUCGUUCAAAGCCCUCAGGAUGUUCCCGUGA